UGGCCCGAUAUUCUACAACCCACGACACGUCGUCAUGAAAACCUACCCAAAUCUCUCACAAACAGUUCAAUCAACGAACUUCAAUACUCCAUUUUAAUUCCGUCUUCUUCUCUUCUCCGCUUCAAUGGCGAACCCAGAAUCCCCCACUAUCCAACCCUCUGAAGGGGAGAAGAACGUGUAUUCGGUCUGGGCUCUUCCUCCAGAAGAUGUUACGGCCAGAAUCAGGACUCUCAUGAACAGCCUCAGAUCCGAGUUCGGCGGGCCCCAAUUCGAGCCACAUAUCACUGUCGUUGGGGCUAUUCGUCUCACCCUUGACGAUGCCCUCAACAAAUUCCGCUCGGCUUGCGAGGGGCUUAAGGCUUAUCAAGCCACCGUCGAUUGUGUAUCUACCGGAACCUUCUUCUACCAGUGUGUUUUUCUCCUUAUUCAUCCUACCACCCAGGUGGUGGAGACUAGUUCACAUUGCUGUGGACAUUUUGGUUACAAGAACUCUACCCCUUACAUGCCGCAUUUGAGCCUACUGUAUGCCAACAUAUCAGAUGAACAAAAGAAGCAGGCAAAAGAACUAGCAGAGAAGCUCGACGAAGCCAUUAACGGCCUGAGCUUCCCCGUCACUCGUCUUGCACUAUACAAAACAGACACUGGAGAUGAAACUCUGAAGUCCUGGGAGAAAAUUGCAGAACAGGAUCUUCCUUCAAGUUAAUAAGCUUCUGUUUAUAUCUAUACCCCAUGAACACUGUUCUUUUGGACAAUGUCUGUACUCCUCUGUACUUGUUAACUGGUAAAAAAAAUAAAUGUCAGCUGAAGGCAUUACUAUUUUA
Molecule: messenger RNA, 821 nt
Organism: Cucurbita maxima (winter squash)
Lineage: Eukaryota; Viridiplantae; Streptophyta; Magnoliopsida; Cucurbitales; Cucurbitaceae
Product: cyclic phosphodiesterase-like
Exons: 3
Coding region: 125-703 (192 amino acids)
Biological process (GO): cyclic nucleotide metabolic process
Molecular function (GO): 2',3'-cyclic-nucleotide 3'-phosphodiesterase activity
Source: RefSeq, a predicted model, not a curated record